Messenger RNA from Capsaspora owczarzaki ATCC 30864, 3756 nucleotides. RefSeq lists its product as hypothetical. The transcript is spliced from 23 exons. The record is from RefSeq and is a predicted model, not a curated record. The coding region runs from base 154 to 3693 and encodes 1179 amino acids. Lineage: Eukaryota; Filasterea; Ministeriida; Capsasporidae. Gene Ontology annotation, cellular component: telomerase catalytic core complex. Gene Ontology annotation, molecular function: telomerase RNA binding; telomeric repeat DNA binding. Gene Ontology annotation, biological process: telomere maintenance via telomerase.
CGCUCAGACAUUGCGUUGCAUUUCGUGUGACUUUUAGUCGAGAAACCCGCCCCCCCGCUCCCGAUUUAUUCUUAUUGCAAACCAAGCCAGAUCGAGCGAGUCAAGCAUCAUCGCUGCUUUGGCUUGCGUCUGAGUUGGCUUGGCUUGGCUUGCAUGGAGUCGAGCACGGCGAUCGAGACUGGGGCGGCGACGCUCUUGCAAGCCCCAGGAGUCCCAGGAGUCCCAGGAGUCUCAGGAGGGGCAGCGGGCUGCCUCCAACAAUCAUCGGGAUCGACUCGCUCAAGGAACGGGCCAACGGACGCGCUCAGUGCGGGAGCGGUGCCAUCGCGUGGUCGGAGCAAUCCGGUCAUCAACUCGAUCACCAAUGAGGACCGCAAGUCAAGCACGAAGACAAUUCAUCAGCAUGGUCCUCGCAAUAUAGUGCGCGACUGUCUUCUUCCGGCAAUGUUUGAGCGCCACUGCACGUUGCUCGAGUAUCUCAACGAGCUGGUCGCUGUGCAACAGCAGGCUCAACUGAGCGCUGCAAAUUCGACCACGGCGCCAAGCAGCUCUGCCUUUUCAAGCUUUCGGCGUCCACGCGCACUUCCCCAGCCGCUUCGAGCGGACGAUCCUCAAGAGUACCAGCACCUGCUGACCACAACACUAGUGGCAUUCUCUCCAGGUGUGCCGAUUUCGCCAUUCAAGCGCGGGGCCGACUUUUCGCAGUCCUGCACACAAGAAGAACUUUUGAACCGCCUACUCGAGUUGCUCUUCCGCGAACAUCAGCCCAGUCACGUCCUCGCUCCUGGCUACCGAAAGAUGCGAAACAAUGACAAGGUUCUCGGCACGGUCAACAGCUUGUACGGCGUUGAAAACUACUUUCCAAACACCACAUUAAACUACCUCAAGACAUUGCCGUGGGAGUUGUUGCUUGCUCGGAUGGGCGAUUCCGUCGUGCUGCAUCUGCUGUUAAGUGCAUCCGUGUUCGUCAGAUUGAACAACGGCUGCUACAUGCAAGUUUCAGGUGCUCCGGCCGACGAUGCAACUCCUUCACAACCUGCGCGCUCAAAGCAACCAAAGCAGAAUAUGAUGGCGAAUAAACCUGCUAGAAAGCAGCCAAAGUCCUCGUCAUCCUGGCACGUCGUCCCGGUGUCCGAUUCAACGGAACGCACGAGCGCACCGUCAACUUCGAACAUGCCGUUUGAUGUAACGGACGUUUCCGACGACAAGGCCGAUCAGCCGCCUGCCAAUCCGGUUGCAAGUUAUGCGACUACAUAUUUGCCUCGAUCUCGCAUCUUCUACUCGCUAGUGAAGGCCACCAGAUUUCCGAAAUCACACUGUCUCAAUAGGUUUGAACCUUCAACUAGGAGUGCCGAGCAGCUCGUCAUGCGAAUUUUACAUCCUGCGAGCGAGCCCGCUGGAAAAGCAAACCAAACCCCAAUCAAGUCAAAGCAUCAGCGCGUUCCUUCUCGCCUCGCUCCUCUUGUCUCGUUUGUUGCCAAGAUUCUCCAUGCACAUCGGCGCUUGUCGUAUGGAGCCAUGCUCCAGCGACUGUGUCCUGUGCCCGAGCACGUUCAGCUGAUUCCAGCCAAAUCAAGUCAUCCAUCCUCGAGUCAAGCGACGACGACGCAGAGUUCCAAUCCCCGUCCCCACUAUCGGGAAUUAAUCAACAGCUUUUCCACUUAUGCUCAGGUCUCGGCCUACCUCGAGGCAGUCACGAGCACCCUUCUUCCCAAAAAUGCCUGGGGUUCUGCUGCGAACGAGGCCAAGUUUCGAAGCCAUCUGGCAUUGUUUGUGCGACUCCGGCGCUUUGACAAGAUUGCCUUGCAAACCAUGCUGGAUGGGAUUCAAGUUUCUGCCAUUCCGUGGCUCGCCCCACCGAAUCAACUGGCCAAGUCCCCAGUCGGCCCAUUUCAUUGUUCAGGCCCUACCGAUCUUGCCAAGCGGACUGGCAUGCUGGCGUCUGUCAUUCAGUGGUUGUUUGAUGACAUUUUGAUCCCGCUGAUACGAAUGCACUUUUAUGUGACGGAAAGCGGUCCUCAUCGCAAUCGCAUCUUCUACUAUCGCCAAGCGGUUUGGCGCAGCAUUACCAAGCUCUCGAUGCAACCCUUGCUCAGUUCCAUGUUACAGCAUGUCCCCAAAAAAGAAGCCAAGUCCAUUCUGUCCAAGCGGAUGUUUGGCUUCUCCUAUCUGCGACUUUUGCCAAAAGCGAAAGGUGUUCGACCAAUUAUCAACAUGGGGCGUAAGCCAUCAGCUGCGGAAGUGUCACAAUACCUGAUGCGCGGUCACCCGGGCAAGCCUCGGCUGUCCAUUAACGUGCGUUUGCAAAACCUGUUCCAUGUGCUGACAUUCGAGAAGAAUCGGAAUCCCGCUCCCCUUGGAGCGUCGCUGUUUGGAAUUGACGAUAUUUAUCCGCGACUUUUGCCUUUCGUCAACCAUUGGAUUGGCCAGGGUCGACAAUCUGAAAUCUACUUUGUCAGUUUGGAUAUUCAAAGCGCGUUCGAUACUGUCAACCACGACAAGUUGCUGGCCGUCAUGGACGGUGUCUUGCAAGAAGACGAGUACAUGAUGCGGCGAUUCGUAUCCGUCGUUUCUGCAGGCGACAAACCUCGACGUCGUUACAACCGACGGGUUUGCGUUGCCGGCGAUUUUGCACAGUUCUCCGAGUUUGCCAGUUCAGUAUCGAAGGAUGAAAUGAAGAACGCGCUGCUGAUCGAUCAAGUCGUGUAUCCCUUUCAAGAAAAGCAAGAGCUGCUUGACAUGUUGCAGGAUGUUGUUCGGAACAACAUUAUUCGUAUCGGAAAGCGAUUUUAUCGUCAGCGAGCUGGAAUUUCUCAGGGGUCGCUUCUCUCUACGCUUCUUUGCAGCUACUAUUACGGGCAUAUUGAGUCGCAGAUAUUGCCACCGUUGCCAGCCGACAAAGGAGUUCUUCUUCGCUUUGUAGACGACUUUCUGCUGGUCACAACGGAUUACGAAUAUGCAGUCAGCUUUAUUACUGCCAUGUACACAAAGCUCAGCGAGUAUGGAGCUGCCAUCAACCCAGACAAGACCCUCAUCAACUUUCCCUUUGCUGUUGCCGGCGUGCAAUUGCCUCAAGCGGAGCGAGAUCAAUUUCCCUGGUGUGGAUUCUUGUUGAAUACAAAGACCUUGUCUAUUUCCGCGGACUACUCCCGUUAUUCCGGGGUUUAUUUGAACGAAAGCUUGACUGUCGAUGUUUCAAGACAUCCCGGCCGAUCUUUGCGCCAUAAAAUGAUUCAGUCUCUCAAGCCCAAGUGCCACGCCAUGCUGUUGGACUGCCGACUCAACACACUGUUAGACGUGCAAGUGAACGUCUAUCAAAUCUUCUUGUUGAGUGCCAUCAAGUUCCACUGCAUUGUUCGAGAGCUUCCUGCCUCCCGCCGCGUUCAAGGCAAUCCCGCCUUUUUCAUUGAGCUUGUCCUCGAGUCCAUCUCGUUUUUCUACUCGUUGAUACAAACGAAAACCCAAGGAGUGGCGCUUCCCGUUCAGUGCUCGUUGACUCGCCGCCAAGUGAUGUGGAUCGGCUGUCACGCGUUCAUCACCAUCUUGGAGAGGAAGCAGACUGAUUAUGCACCAUUGCUACGUGGCCUAACCAAGCUGCAGCAGAGUUUUGGAAAGGGCGUCGAGCAUUCAUGCGUUGCUGCGACCCAUCGUUCGCGGUCUGAGAUUCUUUUUGCCGUUGCAGAGUUCAACUAACAGACAGACCGAUCCUUCAUAAAUAAGCUAUUCCUAUUGUCAUGGAUAAAAGUCUUCGUUCUU